AUGGUUCGCCUUUUCAAGCGCUCAUUUUGCUUGAGGUCCUUCACUGACAUCUCGCUAUCAGGGUCUCCUGAUCGGUCGCAAACGAUCAGAGAUUGGGUCUCACCUCUUGGUGACGGUUUUCGUGUCAAGCAGAAAGAUGUGCUGAAGAGCGCUGGCUAUGUAUCUGGUGCAGAUCGUUUUUUGGAGUCGUCGGCAUUCCGUCAUUGGAAAGACGGUCGAGAGCCAGUUCUAUGGUGCUCUGGCAUGCCUGGCGUGGGUAAGACUGUACUAGCCGCUUUCGUAUCUGAAGAUCUCUACAAUUCACUUGACCGUCAGUCGAAGACAGUAAUAACGAGCAUCUAUUGUGACUACAAGCAACAGUCUGAGCAAACACCUGAGAACCUUUUUGCAAGUCUGGUGCCGAAAUAUCUCUUGGAUGAAAACAAAAUAUUAAUGAAAGCCCUGGAAAAUCUUUACACCAAUUGUGAACGCGGCCUCUUAAAUCUUGAGCUCGAGGAUAUCCAACGCUUCGUCAGGCUGGCUUAUGCAGAACUUGAUGAAGUUUAUAUUGUCAUAGACGCUCUUGACGAGAUGCUGGACCUCAAUCGCGCACAGUUUCUACGUAUCAUUGACCAGUUUUCAACCCGUGAAUUGGGUGGCCGAGACCCAAAAUUUCGUCUCUUGAUCACAUCUCGUUACAGCAAGGAUCCGCCAUUCCAGGACUCCUUUGAACAAGAGAUCUACGCUAAUGAUACCGAGAUUGAAGACAUGGUCAAACGAUACAUUGGAACACCGGAUCUGUUUGGGAGCUUCAGCAUGUCAGCAUCUUUUCGACAGCGCCCAGAUAUGCGAGAAAAGACAGUUAGCUCAGUUGUCUCUCAAGCUGAUGGUUUGUUCCUAACCGCCAAGCUACACUUGAAUUCCCUGUAUCAUCUUUUCAACAUUCGUCUGCUCGACGAAGCGCUCCAGAAGCUGCCAAAAAGCAUUCACGAACAUUACCAGAAGGCCUGGGAUAGAGUCACGCAUCAGGAAAAGUGCCAAAAGGAGCUAGCAGAGCAAGCGAUGUGGUGGCUUUGUCUUGCGACUCGCCCUCUCACCGACCAAGAGCUCUGUCAUGCCCUCGCUGUACAACCUGGAGAUUCUUCUGUAAACAACAACAACCUUUCGGAUAUUGAUGAUAUCAUAAAGUCUUGUAAAGGUCUCAUCGCGAAGGAUGCGCAGAGUGGUGUGGUCCGGCUUGCGCACUCCACCGUUCAGAGCUUUCUAGAAACCCAGAUUCAAGAGAGUUCCGAAGACGUUGGCGCCUUUUUGACUACAAGAUGCUUGACCUACCUCCGAAUCAAAGAGUUCAGUUCUAGGGUGUGUGAUUUUUUCAGCCCUUCGACAACGGAGGUCGAUUACAAGGUCAAAGGAUACAAAAGGGUCGCUAAACAAAGAUUUCUUUCCGAAAGGCUACGAAUGUAUCCCUUGCUGGACUAUGCUGCCAAGAGCUGGGGCAUUCACGCCCGCGGUAAGCCAGAGGUCUUGCUCCAGAAGCAGAUUCUUGAUUUCUUGACUUCAGGUCGGCCCUUGCGUAAUGCUCUUAUGGUACAAUACCAGCGAAGAUGCAGGAUUCCUCACCAGGAGCUUCCUAUCGACCUUCAAGACAUAAUACCUCUACAUGUCGCAAUCGGAUUUGGUUUGACCACCAUUACAGAAGAAGUGUUGAAGUUUUGGACCUUUGAGCAGAGCAAGCUGGAGAGUCUUGAAGGGGUACGCGCGCUCUACUGGGCAGCAUGGUCAGGAAACAAGGUUAUAGUAGACUCUUUAUUGAGGUUCGGAAUAAAGCCUGAGAUUUCCAAUGAGCCAACAUCCUUCAAUGCCUUUGGCUAUAGCAUUGUCUACGGACACAAGGAAGCCAUAGACGCGUUUCUGGAUCACGGAUAUGGGGUUGCAGGGAGUGCGCCUUGCCAAAUUCAUCUGGCGGUUUGUGCUCAGGAAAUUAGAGUCUUACAAGCAUAUUACGAUUCUCAAAAAGAUAGGGCAGCAAGACUUUUGGAUCUGAAUAAGAUCUUGCGCAUUGCCAGUCAGCUUGGGGGACCGACUGUUCUCGAGUGGGCAUUGAGUUUGGGCGCUCAGAUUGACGCGCAGACUGAAGAAUUCGAUGCGCCAAUUCAUGAGGCCGUCACAUAUGGCCGCACUGACUUUAUGCAAUCUCUCAUUGCACAUAACGCUGACAGAGACUGCCGAAAUGCAAGGGGUUUCAGUCUACUACAGAGCGCAGCGGCGAAUCAGCAGAUUUUCUGGACUCGUCUAAGUUUUGCGAAAUUCUUCCAUGAAGCCCAUUCAAUUUCCCCUUCCAUGAUUCGUCCUGACAUCCUUGAGUUCCUAGACUGCACAAAAACGUGCUUUCAGGAGGCUGCCUGCUCAGCGAAAUCGGCCAUCGACAAAGCAUCCUUCUUUCACCAGCUUAUUGAACAUUCAGACUUCCUCGAGCUCGUCUUCGAAGAGUCUCAAAGUCGAGAGAUGAUCCGUAUUCUUCUCGCCAACGGCGCUGAUAUCAAAGAACGCACCGCGAGUCAGGAAACUUUGCUACAUCUGGCGGCCCCAAGUGUCGCAAGAAUGAAAGAGCUUCUAGAGUCAUCUGCGAAUUACUACGAUCAUCGAUUUGACGUCAACGCAAGGGAUCAGAACGGCAGGACACCACUGCAUCAUGCCGCCGCCGCCGGUUGCGCAGAAUCCAUGGAGUUCUUGAUCGAACGUGGAGCGGACCCCAAAGCAGUAGACGACACAGGUGCAACAAUAACUCAUCUAGCUAUCUAUGAUAUUGCCAGUGUCAUGGCUGCUUUGGAUGCUGGCUGUGACGUCAAUGCCUUGGAUAAUUGGCAUAGGACACCCUAUCACUGCGCAUCACUGGCAGAAAAGCCUAGCAGCGAAGUGCUUAACUUUCUGAGCAAUCAUCUUGACGUUGAUCCGCUGAUCCAGGAUGCGUUUGCGAUGACUGCAAACGGCUACUUAGAAAAGACCGAGGAUAUUGAGGUAGAAAACGCGAGAGACGAAAUUGUCAAAUCCCAGAGGAAUGUCAACGAAAAGCAUCUUGAUCCAAAAGCGUUCACAGAGAGAAGUAGCUGGAAUAAGGAUCUGUUCUCGCGAGUGCUUCACAAAGCCGAAAUUGCCCGUUCACUGGGUGACUGCAAGUGGGAAGAUGAGUACGCGUACUUCCUUGUCAAGGCAAUGUCUCAAAGAAAGUACAAAGAAGUUCGAGCGUGGGAAGUCGUCGAGAGUUUCGAGGACGAGGAUUACGUGCCGCUGUCAGAGGAGGAAACUUGGAGGCUCGAGGACGGACCGGGUGACUUCAGGUCAAGUGGUAAACCGGGCGAAAGCGUGCCCCGUUUGAAAACUAAGACUUGGCUUGCUGAACAAGCACCAAUCUUCGGGAAUUUUUUCCACCAGUUAGAUCUUUAUUUAGCCUCUGGCGGAAAGGCAGAGAAUUUCAGGUUCCGGUGA
Messenger RNA from Bacidia gigantensis, 3465 nucleotides. RefSeq lists its product as uncharacterized. Gene Ontology annotation, molecular function: protein binding. The record is from RefSeq and is a predicted model, not a curated record. Lineage: Eukaryota; Fungi; Ascomycota; Lecanoromycetes; Lecanorales; Ramalinaceae. Gene Ontology annotation, cellular component: ciliary inversin compartment. The transcript has 3 exons. Gene Ontology annotation, biological process: protein localization to ciliary inversin compartment. The coding region runs from base 1 to 3465 and encodes 1154 amino acids.